CUUUUAUGGGAGUCUACCAAAGCCGUUCCCAAUAGAAAAAAUUAACCAAAGAGCAAAGCCAAGGACAACCCAAAAGGCCAGGAACAACAACAAAAACAAAAAAGUUUGCAUCUCCCUAGCAAGCUUGAGUAUGUGAAAUCUUCUCUUCAGGUUGGUGGAUUUCCUUCUGAUCAAAUAUGGAGCUCUAAUUUUUCCUUUCCUUUCUUUUCUUUUUGGAGUUGGAGCUCAAUUUUGAUUGUUGAUGGUUUGAAUGACUACUGUAAGUUCUCAAAGGUUUUUUUUUUUUUACAUGAAAACCAGAUCCUGUAUGCUUUAUUAGGUUGUUUCAUGGAGUGAACUCUUCUCUCUUUUUUGCUACCCAGAACCUGUCACAUAUAUACAUGUGUGUGUGUGUGUGUGCGUGUGUGUUGAACAAUGAUUUCAAAAACAAUUCUAAAAAACAUUUUUGAACUACAAACUGUUAAUUUGGCUUGUAUUGGACCCAUGUAGGUUCUCUAAUCGUCUAAGUGGAAGUGAAUUACUAUAUAUUAUAGAGGUUGUUGAAAAAUGGGCCAACAAUGUGAUUUCUGCGGAGAUCAAAGAUCCAUGGUGUAUUGUCAGUCUGACAAUGUGUGCUUGUGUUUCUCGUGUGACCGGAAUGUCCACUCUGCCAAUACCAUUUCGCGGCGCCACUCACGGACUCUCAUCUGCAAAAGAUGCAAUUCUCAGCCUGCAAUUGUAAGGUGUGUUCAAGAAAAGAUCUGCUUCUGCCAAAACUGUUAUUGGAUUGAUGGGUACGAGGCAGGUCCCGCUUCAUCGGGGCACAAGAGGAGGCAGGAGGAGGCGAUCAGUUGCUAUUCUGGUUGCCCUACGGCGGCAGAGCUUUCAAACAUCUGGUCAUUUGAUUUGGAAUUUCCUUUGGGUUUGGAGGAUGAUGAUACUGCACUGAGCUGUGAGCAGCAGGGAAGUGGUGGUUUAAUGGGCUCGACCAACGAAGAAAGUCGUGUUAACUGUUUGAUCAAUCCUCAGUUGAACGAGAGCACAAUGGAUCAAGAUUUGGAAGAAAAGAAGAUGGUUGAUAUGGAAAUUGAGCUAUGCUUCUCUGGAAGAAAAGGCACUGGGAUUUUGAAUGAUGAUUUUUUCAAAGACUUCAACAUGGAUGAUAUUGACUUGAGUUUGGAGAACUUUGAACAACUCUUUGGAACUGGUAACUUGUUUGAAAGUGGGGAUGCAGAUGAUGCUGAUAUCAAGACACACUGUGCAUUUGCUUCUGAGGUUCAAUCGGCUACACAAAUUCAAGCAACGGAACAAGGAUACAGAGAUCAAGUAUCUGCUGAUUCUACGACAAACUAUGAUGUUGAUCGAAGCCUUUGCGGGACGCUUUCGUUUGGUGGCCUGAGUGGUGGUGGUGAGAGUGGGAGUGGGAGUGGGAGUGGUGGUGGAGGAGAUUAUAAUGAAGAUUGUAACAUCUCUGCAAUGCAUUCUCCAUUUGGGGAACCUCCAUUGCAUAGUCCAUUAUUGUUGUCAGCUAACAGAGAAAAUGCUGUCUUGCGUUACAAGGAAAAGAAGAAGACUCGCAAAUUUGACAAUAUAAUAAGAUACGCAUCGCGCAAGGCGAGAGCUGAUGUGAGGAAGCGAGUCAAGGGACGUUUCGUGAAGGCUGGCGAUCCAUAUGAUUAUGACCCACUGAAUCGGAAUUAUUGAUUGAACCCUAUAUUUUUGGGUUCUAUUUCAAAUACAGCCCCGCUGCAUACCCCCAGUGGGGGUCGCGCCCCCAGUGACGUGGCGCCCCCACUGGCCGAAGACUCAAAAAAAAAAAAAAAAAAAAAAAAA
Molecule: messenger RNA, 1812 nt
Organism: Camellia sinensis
Lineage: Eukaryota; Viridiplantae; Streptophyta; Magnoliopsida; Ericales; Theaceae
Source: RefSeq, a predicted model, not a curated record